Messenger RNA from Mycena citricolor, 2036 nucleotides. Lineage: Eukaryota; Fungi; Basidiomycota; Agaricomycetes; Agaricales; Mycenaceae. The record is from the annotation of a GenBank genome assembly.
AACGUUUCUGCUUGUUCAUCGACGUGCUGCUCGCGAACAUACGUGUCGCUCUCCUGCACAACGGCUGCGACAUCAUCACUCUGGCGCAAGAGGGAAGAUAUCUCCAGAGGAACAUCAUCUUCAGUACUUGGGGUUAUUCCGUUUGAGCCAUCGAAGAGCUUCGUGAACGACUUGUCGGCGAACGCGGAAAGUGGAUAGAAGCCAGUUUUUUGGGAGCUUGCCAACGCCGAUCAAUUCCAUCCGUGUCGAGCUCGUAAGAGCUAACUGUGCCACGCAUUCCACGCUGUAGCUUCGUCGGAUCACGGCCGCCAACGCGAGGGUGGAGCUUGAAAACGAACACGCGAGGGUAGACAAGGGCGAUUAAGAGUUGUUCAGGAAAGCAAGGGCGAACUUUGGUGGCCUGUUGUCGUUGGCAACCAGAGAGCAGUAGCAAUGCGCGCAAACGUGCACGAAUGCCUCUUCUCCACGCUGCAAAACGCCCGCCGGAUCGAGGAGCAUGCCAUGGUAGAGGUCGUGCGCUGCGUGUGGACUGGCAGGCGCAAGACAGUGUGGAUUAGGGAGUGUUUGAAGUCGUCCGCACACCAUGGUCGCUACAGCUUUGUUGGACGUCGCUAAAUAGAAUCGACGGUACAAGAGUCUGCGCCGAUCUUCGUCCGGCAUGGCCAUGAACUGCGAGAUAUCCUUUUUUUCAAUGGUGCCGCCAAUGCCUGCUGGAAGUGCCUGAAUCUCCGUUGCACGCAUUCUGGCAUGCCGCGCCAGAUCUUCUCGUUCCUCGCGCUUGCGUUUCAAGCUCCUCAAAUUGGCGGCGCCUCGCUCGGCAAGAAUGUUUGCAGCGGCUGCGUGAAUGUCACGCAAUCGAACUGGGGGCACAUUCGAUUCGAUGAAGGCAACGAGUUCAGCCUUGCGUCGCGGAAACCGAGUGGGAUUAUCGAUGCCUUCCUGUGCAAGUGAUAGGAUCUGGGGCACAGUGAGGCCCCUGUUUUCUCAUUCAAUGUCUGGGACGAUCGGCGACAAACAUAUGAUCGAUUCGGGUUCCGCCCGCCUUUCUUCCCUACCACCACCAUGCUCACUGUGACCCCUAGCUUUGAAGAUUCAGCUUUCUAUCUUGGGCGACCGGACGAGGUCCUCGAGAACGUUACGUGGAAACGCUACAGCGACAGAAACUUGCUGAUUAUAAAGACAUCUGCUGCGUACGCUGAUGUCUCACCCGAAGCCCCUGUCAGCAGCGACAACGAGGACGAUAGCGCCGACCUCGACGCAGAACCGGCGAAUCUCAACUGUGUGGUCACCAUCGGCCACGACGGUUGCUGGAUGACGCCUUGUGGCAAUUGGCCGAUUGGAAGCACAUACGCAAAGGAACUGGCAGCGAUCAGACUGAACUGCCAGGCGCUGGCCCCGCAAGAUUCGAAGUACGCGACCCAUUACACACGGACUGUCGACGCUCUGCGCCGCAUCGUGGACCUCAUCAAGACGCCAGGGUAUACGCAGAAAGGGUUCAUGAGCCAAGGGUCAGGUGGAUUCAAAUUGCGCCACAUUCCCUUUGAGCAAGUAAAGCCCGGCGAGCAACUAGUAGGAUCGCACGAUCUGGAAGUUUGGCCGGCGCGUCAACCCGAAGCUCGAAAUGCUAUUCGGUUGAUGCUCAAGGAAGGCUCGCACGUCGUGCAUGGAAUACGAGCGUAUGACCGAGAUGGCAGGCUCAUCACACCGGAAGACUACAUGUCUAAGCUGCGCGGUGUGACCGUGAUGUUGACGAUGAACCUGUCUCACAUCGCCUUUCAAUCGAAGAAGGAGGAUUUGGUGUCUGCCGAUAUUGUCAAGAUGCGCAUCAUAGCUAACCAGUCUACUGCUCCGAGCCCUUUGAAGCGUGGAAAGCUGGCACUGCAUGACAGCGAAGAUGAGGAAGAGCAGAGCCCGACUAAGAAGAAGCGCUCUGUUUAUGGUGCCUAAUAUGUAUUCGUCUGCUGGUGCCUCAUAUGUAUUCGUCUACCGCCUGAGUCGUUCGAGAAUGAAUGUGAUUGUUCCUGUCCCAGACGCAA